Cheilinus undulatus (humphead wrasse) is the source of this 2023-nucleotide messenger RNA. RefSeq names its product myelin expression factor 2 (gene myef2). The record is from RefSeq and is a predicted model, not a curated record. Gene Ontology annotation, cellular component: nucleus; post-mRNA release spliceosomal complex; cytoplasm. The transcript has 17 exons. Gene Ontology annotation, molecular function: mRNA binding. NCBI's taxonomy places the organism in Eukaryota, Metazoa, Chordata, Actinopteri, Labriformes, Labridae. Gene Ontology annotation, biological process: regulation of mRNA stability involved in response to oxidative stress. Bases 94 to 1809 code for a protein of 571 amino acids.
GUCUCGCGUUGAAGGCUGAAAUCCCACUGCACAUUUUGAACUGCGUAGCGACACAGGCAUCGUGAGCUUUUGUGGGGCAAGAUAAUCCUCAACAUGGCAGAUGUUGUACUUCUCGACGAUGAGCCAAGUCAGGAGGAAUCUACAAUUACUGAAUCCAUUAAGUCUGAAGGCGAUGAGACAUGCGAAGAGACACCAAAUGGCGUGAAACCGGAUACCGAUGAAACCAAGCCACCCAAAGAAAAGCAUGAGGGUAAGGAGAAGUCUUCUGGGAGCAGAAGAGGAAAUCGCUACCAUCCCUACAAAGACAAACAUGGUGGAGAAAAGAAGGGCUCUCACAGGAACCGGGUGUUCAUCAGCAACAUCCCAUACGAUAUGAAGUGGCAGGCUAUUAAAGAUCUGAUGCGUGAGAAAGUUGGUGAGGUUACAUACGUGGAGCUCUUUAAGGAUGCAGAAGGAAAGUCAAGGGGUUGUGGUGUGGUGGAGUUCAAAGAUGAGGAGUUUGUGAAGAAGGCGAUAGAAACUAUGAAUAAACAUGACCUGAGUGGAAGGCCACUCAACAUCAAGGAGGAUCCUGAUGGGGAACACGCUCGGCGUGUGUUGCAGCGCAUGGGAGGAGGUCAACAGGGAGGUCGUUGGCAGGACAUGGGGCCUAGUGGGAUGAACAUCCCACACUCCAUUGCCAACAACCCAAACAUCCCACAUGACAUCAUCCAUGCUCUGCAGGCUGGACGACUGGGAAGCACCGUGUUUGUUGCCAAUCUGGAUUUCAAGGUUGGCUGGAAGAAGUUAAAAGAGGUGUUUGGAAUGGCAGGUGUGGUGAAGCGAGCAGACGUAAAGGAAGAUAAAGAUGGAAAAAGCCGUGGGAUGGGAACAGUGACUUUUGAGCAACCACUGGAGGCUGUGCAGGCCAUCUCCAUGUUUAAUGGACAGAUGCUGUUUGACAGACAGAUGCAUGUUAAAAUGGAUGAGAAAUCUAUUCCCCCUGAUGAUUUCCGUCAAGUAGAGAAGUCUCCUCAGUUACCACGGGGACUUGGUGGCAUCGGGAUGGGACUGGGACCUGGAGGACAGCCUAUAAAUGCCAACCGUCUGAGUGGUGGAGGAGGAAUGAGCUCCAUGGGACCUGGAAGUAUGGAUGUUCAGAGUGGGAUGAACCGACUUGGAGGAGGAAUGAGUGGUGGCGGAGGCUACGGAGGGAUGGAUAACAUGAGCAGCAUGGGCAACAUGGGUGGUUAUGGAGGCAGGGACAUGGCACCAGUUGGAAGGAUGGCGGACAUGUACCGGUCAGGAAUGGGUGGAAUGGAUCGGGACUUUGGCCACAGUGACAUGUCAAUGAACCGUGGAUUUGGAGAGUCUUUUGGCGGGAUGGGUGGAGGCUUUGGUGGAGGCAUGGGCAGUGGUGGCAUGGGGCACAUGGGGACUGGACUAGGAGGUGGCAUGGGAAACAUGUCUAUGGACCGCAUGGGCUCCAACUUUGACCGUAUGGGCAUGUCAGGGAUGGACAUGAACCGUGGCUUUGGUGGCUAUGGAGGAGGCGGAGGAAUGUCAGACAGAGGCUCAGGGUCCAAAGGUGGCUGUCAGAUCUUUGUGCGAAAUCUUUCCUAUGAUCUGACAUGGCAAAAGCUGAAAGAGAAGUUCAGCCACUGUGGCCAGGUAAUGUUUGCAGAGAUCAAGAUGGAGAAUGGAAAGUCAAAAGGCUGCGGUACAGUGAGGUUUGACUCUCCAGAGAGCGCUGAGAAGGCCUGCAGGAUGAUGAAUGGAACCAAGAUCAAUGGCCGAGAGGUGGAUGUCCGCCUUGACCGCAACGCCUAGAGCUUUUAUAGAAAUCCUGCUAACACACUUCCACAUUCAGCCCUCUUGCCAAUGAUCUUUUGUUUUGUUUUAAAAACACAAUUGUCAUAUCUCCAUAUGUCCACUGUUUCAUUUUUUGUUAUAUAAACUACAUAGUUCUUUUAUCUUUGUUUUGUAAACCCUUUUUAAUUUGUUAGGCAGUUUAUUUGAUCAAAUAAACUUUUUAAUUUUUAAA